AUCAAACCGCGAGAACCCCGACUCACGCGCUAGUCAGUAGUCACUACCAUGAUCCACGAUACUCCCUCCUCCGCCAAACAAAGACUGAGCGACUGAUUGCCGAUAUGGGAUCCUUGAAUCCUAUGCUUCUCAGAGGCGUAUCUCUCCUCCGCGUCCGUCUCCACCACCACCACCACCGGCUGGGCUUUGGGUUUGGGAUUGGGAUUGCGGGGGCGCCGAGUCGCAGGGCGUGCUGCACCGAGUCGAUUCGGGCGGAGGAGAGUAGUUCGUCCUCUGCGGACAACUCCUCCUCGACGCUAAGAGGCGUGCUGAGCGUGAACGAGGCACCCAAGUAUCCGCGGUGGGACGACCCUGACUACUGCAAGUGGAAAGAUAAGGAAGGCGAGAUUCUGAGGGACGUGGAGCCUAUAGUUUUGCUUGCCAAAGAGAUUCUCCAUUCGGAUAGGUAUAUGGAUGGUGAGCAGCUAACACUUGAAGAUGAAAAAGUUGUGGUGGAAAGGCUUCUGGCGUAUCAUCCGCAUUCCGAAGAUAAAAUUGGCUGCGGAAUUGAUUCUAUAAUGGUUGAUCGGCAUCCCCAAUUCAAACACUCAAGGUGCCUAUUUGUCAUAAGAACUGAUAGUGUAUGGAUAGACUUCUCCUACCAGAAGUGUCUUCGAGCAUAUAUCCGAGAUAAGUACCCAACCCAUGCAGAAAGAUUCAUUCGAGAACAUUUUAAACGUGGUAGUGGCUAAUGUGUAAUGCCUCUAAUUGCACUUAUUGGAGUUUAAUUUUGCUUUGGCAAUUAGAUCGACAUGGUAUGAUAUUCAAAUUUUACAUGUGGGAAGGGAAUGUCUCUAUUGUUACAAAAUGUCAAUGUAGUAGAUAAUCUUUGACUGAAGACAUAUUCUCUAGGAAUGAGGAUGAAAGAAAUGAUUGAAGUGAACUGCACUUUGUUGA
Molecule: messenger RNA, 936 nt
Organism: Rosa rugosa (rugosa rose)
Lineage: Eukaryota; Viridiplantae; Streptophyta; Magnoliopsida; Rosales; Rosaceae
Product: protein DCL homolog, chloroplastic
Exons: 3
Coding region: 105-731 (208 amino acids)
Biological process (GO): chloroplast organization; chloroplast rRNA processing
Cellular component (GO): chloroplast
Source: RefSeq, a predicted model, not a curated record